Molecule: messenger RNA, 1155 nt
Organism: Papaver somniferum (opium poppy)
Lineage: Eukaryota; Viridiplantae; Streptophyta; Magnoliopsida; Ranunculales; Papaveraceae
Exons: 1
Coding region: 1-1155 (384 amino acids)
Source: RefSeq, a predicted model, not a curated record
AUGCAACAGCCUCCAGGAUUUGUGGAUCCAAAUUUUCCUGAUCAUGUGUGUCAUCUAAAGAAAAGUCUUUAUGGAUUAAAACAAGCACCAAGACAAUGGUUUGCCAAGUUUAGCAUUUUUCGCUGUCUGCUGGUUUUUGUUAAGUCUGUGAAUGAUCACUCUAUGUUUUUUCUUCAUUCUGCUUCAGAUAUCUUAGUUUUACUUCUUUAUGUGGAUGACAUAAAUUUACCUGGUAAUCCUAAGUGCUUGAUGGGAAAACUUAUUGCUUCUCUCAAGACUGAAUUUGCUAUGAAAUAUUUGAGAAAUCUGAAUUUUUUUCUGGGUAUUGAACCUGUGAGACAUUCAGAUUCUUUAGUUUUAAAACAAAAGAAGUAUACUCUGGAACUUUUGGAAAGGGACAAGAUGUUAGAAUGCAAACCCUGUGACACUCCAGUAGCUAAGACACAUAGAGCUUCCAUUCAUGAUGAUACAUUAUUGGAGGAUCCAAUUGAGUUUAGAACCAUUAUAGGAGGAUUGCAGUAUCUCACUCAUAAUAGACCUGACAUUUGUUUUGGUGUUAACUAUGUCAGUCAAUUUAUGCAUGCACCUACAGACUGUCAGCUUCUUCUUGUCAAGAGAAUUCUCAGGUACUUAAAAGGCAGUAUUGGUCAAGGUCUUACUAUUCAUCCUGGUGAUGUAACCUCACUGAAAGGAUACAUUGAUCCUGAUUGGGCUGGAUGCGCUGACACUAGAAGAUCCAUUAGUGGGUAUGGUGUGUUCUUAGGCUCAUCUCUGAUAUCUUGGUCCUCUAAAAAGCAUCAUACAGUCUCUAAGUCAUCUGUUGAGGCCGAAUAUAAAGAUUUAUCUGUUGCAACUGCCGAGCUUAAAUGGAUUUCUUAUGUACAGAAUGAUCUACAUGUACCUCUGCAAUUACCAGUUCAGCUGCAUUGUGUUAAUACCAGUGCUAUUGCUUUGUCUGCUAAUCCUGUUUUUCAUGCCAGGAUAAAACACAUAGAGAUUAAAUAUCACACUGUCAGGGAGCUAAUUGAAUCCGUAUUUCUGGUUGUUUCUCAUGUUUUAAGUGAAGAGCAGAUAGCUGAUAUAUUCACAAAAGGCCUGUGCUUUCCAUCUCACUCCAUAUUGCUUCAUUUACUCUUGGAUGUUCCAGUUACUUAG